Messenger RNA from Podarcis raffonei (Aeolian wall lizard), 3073 nucleotides. RefSeq names its product ubiquitin specific peptidase 45 (gene USP45). The transcript is spliced from 18 exons. Gene Ontology annotation, molecular function: zinc ion binding; cysteine-type deubiquitinase activity. Bases 115 to 2592 code for a protein of 825 amino acids. The record is from RefSeq and is a predicted model, not a curated record. NCBI's taxonomy places the organism in Eukaryota, Metazoa, Chordata, Lepidosauria, Squamata, Lacertidae. Gene Ontology annotation, biological process: protein deubiquitination.
GAAUACUGUGUCCUAUUCUGGGCACCACAAUUGAAGAAGGAUGUUGACCAGGAUGAUCAAGGGCCUGGAAACUAAGCCUUAUGAGGAGCGCUUGAAGGAGCUGGCAGAUAACAGAUGCGGGUAAAAGAUCCAUCAAGGGCUAUCCCUGUCAAAAGCAAGACACACACAAAGACAAAUCAGCAUCAAGAUGAUGAUUCUUCAGAUGAUAUCACAGGUCUGACAUGCCAGCAUGUAAGCCAGGCAGUGGAUGUGCAUAAUGUGAAGAGAGCAGUAGCUCAGAAUGUCUGGUCAAUAUGUUCAGAGUGCUUAAAAGAAAGAAGAAUAUGUGAUGGUGAGCCAGUAAUGCCUUCUGACAUAUGGCUGUGCCUCAAAUGUGGUACUCAGGGCUGCAGUCAAAACUCAGAAGGCCAGCAUUCGCUUAAGCAUUUCCAGAAUGCACUAGAAGAGCCUCAUUGCAUUGUAAUCAACCUCAGCACAUGGAUUGUAUGGUGUUAUGAAUGUAAUGAAGAGCUAUCAACACACUGCAACAAGAAGGCUUUGGCGCAGAUAGUCGACUUCCUCCAAAGACAUGUUACUAGAAAUGAAUCAAGUUCAUCAUCAAAAAUUAUAUGGUUACAUGGAGAAAACAAUGAAGCAAGUGACAUAUUAAAGGGCAAAGGCAUCAGCUCUAGUUGGGCAUCAGUUCCGGUUAAAGGCAUUAAUAACCUAGGGAACACAUGCUUCUUUAAUGCUGUCAUGCAGAACAUGGCACAGACACACUUGUUAAAUGAACUAAUGUGUGAAGUUAAAGAAAAGGGGACAAAGCUUAAAAUUGGUCAGAGUCCUGCAUCUCAACUGGAACCUUUGGUAGUGAACCUUUCAAGUCCUGGGCCACUGACUUCAGCUAUGUUCCUGUUCCUUCACAGCAUGAAAGAAACUGGAAAAGGGCCUCUUUCUCCCAAAGUUCUUUUCAGCCAGCUCUGUCAAAAGGCUCCUCGCUUUAAGGGAUUUCAACAGCAGGACAGCCAAGAAGUUCUCCACUAUUUGCUAGAUGCAAUGAGAAUAGAAGAGACAAAGCGCAUACAAGCUGCAAUCUUAAAAGCAUUCAAUAAUCCAACAACUAAAACUGCAGACGAAGAGACAAAAAGGAAAGUCAAAGCAUAUGGAAGAGAGGGUGUGAAGAUGAACUUCAUAGAUAGGAUCUUUGUUGGUGAAUUGACUAGCACUAUCAUGUGUGAGGAAUGUGAAAAUAUUUCCACAGUAAAGGAACCUUUCAUUGAUCUUUCACUUCCUAUAAUAGAAGAGAGGAUCUCAAAACCUGUUCCUUUUGGGAGGACAAGCAGAGGUAAACAUAUCCAAGAAGCAGAUGUUGAGUACAACUGUUCUUCUGUUACUGCUCUGAAUAAUCAACAAUCUAAAUUGUCUAGAAAACAUUUGUUAACAAAAGAUAAGAACCAAGAAAAUCAUGAAAGAAGAUUUGCCAAAAAAUCCUCCUCUGCUGAAGAAGAUACAAGACAUUUUAUCAUGCACAAAAAAGUCAGAAACACUAAAGGUGAAGGCAGAUCUGCUGUUCCAUAUACAGGAGACAGCAGUUCGGUAAUGGAAUCUGCAGCAAAUGGAAGUCAGACGGAAGGCAGUGAAAAAGAAGCAAGUCAUUCUGAAAGUAGCAUUGGGGCAGACAGUGAGGCCUCUGAAAGUGAAAGUCAUUCUAAGCAAACUGCUUCCAGCAGAGCUUGUAGCACACCUGGCUUGUGCACUGAUGAGCAUAAGCAUUUAUCUGCAAGCAUUAAAUCACAGUGUAACAAAUCAAGUGAUGGCGGUAUAGAGGGACUUACUACUGGCUUAUCAAACCUCUGCUUGGGUAGUGGUGUCAGUGAGACUGAAGGGACUCUCAGUAGAGAUCAGCUGUCAAGUCUGUCCAACAACAUAGACGGUUCAGCAGAGAACCCCACGUUACUGCAAAACCCUCAAAAUGCUUUCCAGACUCUUUCUCAAUGUUACAUAACUAGUUCUAAAGAAUGUUCAGUUCAGUCAUGCCUCUACCAGUUUACAUAUGUGGAGCUCUUAAUGGGAAACAACAAACUUUUGUGUGAGAACUGUACGGAACGGAAACAGAAGCACCAGAAGAAAGGAAAUUUCACAGAAAAGAAAAUAGAAGGUGUAUAUACAAAUGCCAGAAAGCAGCUGUUGAUUUCUUCAGUUCCUGCUGUUCUUGUUCUCCAUCUGAAAAGAUUUCAUCAGGCUGGUAUGAGUCUAAGGAAAGUAAACCGUCAUGUGGAUUUCCCUCUUGUUUUGGACUUGGCUCCGUUUUGUUCUGCUUCUUGCAAGAAUGUGGCAGAUGGUGGGAAAGUUCUCUAUUCUCUUUAUGGAAUAGUGGAGCAUAGUGGGUCCAUGCGAGGAGGUCACUAUGCAGCAUAUGUGAAAGUCAGAGCACCAUCUAAAAAGAUUUUGGAGCACAUUUCUAGCAACAGAAAUGUUCAAGGUUUGAAAGACUCUGUAGGAGCCACUGUAGGACAGUGGGUCUAUGUCAGUGAUACCCAUGUACAAGCAGUUACAGAAUCAAGAGUAUUAAAUUCACAAGCUUACUUGCUUUUCUAUGAAAGAAUACUGUAGCUGUAAUCAAUACUGAAAGUCUAAGUUAUUUUUGUGUUUUCUUAAAUGCAGCAGUACAUGUAAAUAUUGUGCUUUUAUCUGUUCUCUAAUACAAAAUUUACCAUGAUUUCUUACUUUAAAAACAAUGCCUUGCGUUCUGAGAAGCUGGUGCAUGCACAAAGCACCUAGAUGCACACAUAAGUAGGGUAGCUUACUAUGCUGAUUGGCAGCUGCCCAUCAAACAGCAGAGGGUGCAGUUUCAGCACCCUGUGUUGCUGCUUUUGGAAGGGGCAUGUUGAGCUGCCACCAGAGUGGAGGACCAGAAAAUCACCUCGUGUAAGUGGAAAUAACUUCAUGUUUCUCUGAAUAUAAGCCCACAUGCUCAUUAUUUAAAUCCCCAAAAUGCAUUUGAAACAAUGUGCUUGGAAACUGAAUACUGUAGUGAAAUUUCAGUUUCGGAUAAGCAAAAUUUUAAAAAACAUGAAUUGAGAAAUGAACUGGA